Molecule: messenger RNA, 2835 nt
Organism: Peniophora sp. CBMAI 1063
Lineage: Eukaryota; Fungi; Basidiomycota; Agaricomycetes; Russulales; Peniophoraceae
Source: the annotation of a GenBank genome assembly
AUGUCUUCACGCGUUUCUACGACUGGGGUACCCGGGCGCUUUCAUAUUGACAAUAGGCUACGAGACGGCGCGAAAGGCGUACUUGGGACGGCAAUCGAGGCUCUCAGUGUUGCAGCGACUACGACGCAAAAUGUGCCUUAUAUCGCGACCUUAUCCAGUAUUAUCACCGAGAUCCUGAAGAUCUAUCAAGAGGUUGAUGUCUACAGAUCGGACUGGAAGGCCGUCGCGGACAUGGCAGAUCAGCUCAAGUCCAUCAUCGACGAUGUGCAUGACAGAUGUGCGGAUAUAGCUGAUGGCCGCGACUCCGUGCUUCCUGAGGGCAUAUCCAAGCCAUUCAUCGCUCUUGAGACUUGCCUAGCGGAUGUCUUGGGAGCUCUCAAUGCCUGCAUGCCUUCCACGACUAGCAAUGCGAAGACAGUUGGACUCGCGAAGAAGAUGAAGGGUCUGGGGCGGGACAUUCUGAAUCGGCGCGAACUCUCGAACCAGGUCAAGCAGUGCCGCGAGGAGAUGCAGAGGACACUGGACCUAUUCAAUACAAAAUUACAAAUUGACCAGUCACUCACGAUGCUCAAGCUGAUUGUCCUGAUAGAGAACUGGGGGAAACAGAUGCCUCGUAGCAUGGCUAUACCAGCUUCCGUUUCUCUUCCGAACUUUCCCGGUAUCUUCCACGGCCGUGCCCUCGAAGUCAAUCAUAUCAUCGACCUGUUGCUUAACAAGACUCCGGCUCGGGUGGCCAUCCUUGGAUCUGGCGGGAUUGGAAAGACGUCCAUUGCACAAGCUGUGCUGCAUCACCAUGACAUCGUGAAGGUCUACUCUGAGCGAAGAUACUUUCUAUCUUGCGAGGCUUACACAACCGCGGAAAGCAUUGCGCGAGGACUAUUAUCCAUCUUCCAGCUUGCCGCUGAUACGAGUGAUGUCUCACCUCGAGACUUAGUCAUCUCGCACUUGUGUGCCCUCCCUGACAGUCUCCUAUGUCUGGACAAUCUCGAGACACCUUGGGAUUCUGACGUUCAAGGAGUCGAGUCGCUCCUGGGGCAUAUCGCAUCCUUGCGCGGCAUCGCGCUCAUCGUAACCAGUCGCGGCGGAGAUCGUCCUGCGGGGGUUGCCUGGACGCGACCCUUUCUACCGCAGAUCAUACCGCUCUCCAUCGUGGCGGCCCUGGACACAUGGGACGACAUAUGCGGCUCUCACGACGAGUACUCUGAGAAACUUGUUCAAGCCGUCGAUUGUGUCCCCCUAGCCGUCACGCUUCUUGCGAACCUCGCGCAGAGCGAAAGCGCGGAGGCACUGUGGAUGCGGUGGGGGCACGAGCAGACCGUGCUUCUGCGCGGGCGCGGGUCGGAGAAUCGUUUAAACAGUGUUGAAGCGUCCAUCCGCCUGUCGCUUCAAGGACCACGCCUCGCCGAAGACCCUGCGGCCGCGGAUCUGCUCAGCGUCCUAUGCACUUUGCCUCAAGGAAUGCCGAUAUCGCGCACCAUGGCCUUUGUCAAUGCUUUCAGCGAGGGGCUACCCAACCUUAUGCUUUCUUCGACUUCAUUGAAGCAGAGCGCUCUCGCCUACACCUCUGACGAUGGUUAUCUUCGAGUGCUUUCUCCCAUUCGUCACUACAUGCUAUCCCAUCAUCCGCCUUCAAACUCUCUCCUCUCUUCUCUAGUCUAUGUUUACAGUGACCUUCUCGAGGGCGGCGAGUUCCCGAACAGAUUCGGCUCCCAGGUCCAGUAUGUGAGGACAUACAUCAGACCAGAGCUUGGGAACAUAUCAGCCGUCUUGAAAUUGUGGCUCGCCAACGAUACCGUCGCGUCGGAUCGCAUGUUGCGAGCGAUCAACGCGUUCGCUGCGCUAUGUCAUGUCAUAUCCAUCUAUGAUACGCCUGAGCCUCUGCUUACUGAGGCUAUCAAACGCGUCGGCACGGAUAUCACACCAAUCGCGGCCCGGCUGUGGUACACGAAGGGCCAGUGCCUAUACUUUCAGGACCACGAAAGCGAGGCUUUGUCUGCAUUAUCCACAGCGCACAUGAUGUACUCGUCUCUUGGACGCAAACGCGACGAGGCUGAAUGCGCACAGACCAUGGGAGACAUACAUCAACGUCUCGGGAGAGGCGACGAGGCUGAGCGCCUGCUGGGGUCUGCUCUCGACCUGUAUCAGUCUCUCGAUGACUGCCGAGGUCAGAUUGAGACUUUGCUAAGCAUGAGCAAUGUCCAGAAAUGGCGUGGACAGCAUGGAGAUAUGGAGCGUACUCUCGAGCGCGCGCUGGAUCUCGCACGCGAGAUCGAGGAUCAUUUACUCCAGGCGCAUCUGACGCGAAGCUUGGGUGACCUGUACGCACAGGUGCAUAUCCAACGGUACGAGGAGGCGGAGCAACGAUUGCGAUCCGCGGAGGCCUUGUAUCAGGACGUUGGCGACCGCCUCGGCGAGGCCCAUGCGUUGAAGGCGCUCGGUUCGCUUUGUGAAAGGCUGAACCGGCUUCCCGAGGCAGAGUCCGCCUUAAAGUCCGCUCUCGAGAUAUACCAGGAGAUCAAGAACGUAUCGGGUGAAGCCAACACGCGCGUAACUCUCGGUAUGGCCUACAGGAAAACUAACCGGCUUGAAGAAGCUUGCGCUACACUUCUCGUCGCCCACGAUCUAGGUAUUCGUAUCUCGGAUCUCGUGCUGCAAGGAAACGCGAUGAGUUACUUAGGCAUCGCUUACGUGUCGAUGGCCGAGUUGGACAAGGCCGAGGAAUGUUUUGAGAAGGCAUUACAAGUGUAUACGCAGGGGAAUCACACAGUUAAUAGUGGGCAGGCUCAGAUCUACCUUGAUAUCGUGCGACGGGAGAAGCAAUCCCAAUCAUCUUGA